Messenger RNA from Perca flavescens (yellow perch), 1027 nucleotides. RefSeq lists its product as uncharacterized. The coding region runs from base 224 to 1027 and encodes 267 amino acids. Lineage: Eukaryota; Metazoa; Chordata; Actinopteri; Perciformes; Percidae. The record is from RefSeq and is a predicted model, not a curated record. The transcript is spliced from 2 exons.
CCUGAGCGGAUUGUUUACUUUUCUUCUGACUCCGUUAAACACACAAAAACGUUAAUUUAGGAGCAUUUAAACGGGUCGGUUUUGGUGUUUUGACCGUUACAACGUUUAUGUGUCAGUCUUUAUCACGUUUACCGAUAUUAACCGGACGUUUUUGUGUGGUUUUUGGAGGAUAAAACGCCUCAUUUCCUUACCGAGAGAGAGAGAGGCAGAAAGUCAAGCGAACAUGUCCGCGGAGCUGCGGAUGUUCCCCGCCGGAGCAGCGGAGGGGUUCGGCGGCGUGGACCCCCGCAGCAGCCCGCCGGCAGAGAUGGAGACCCUGCGGAUGUUCGUUAACGAGCGGCUGACGGCGGCGGUGGACGACAUCCUGGGGCUGUUCGGGGAGACCGUGGCCCGGUACCGGGAGCAGAUAGACCGCCAACGGGGACAGCUGGACAAGCUGAGGUACGAGGAGGACAAGUGGAGCCAGGCAGACCCCGAGCAGACGUCCUGCUCGGUCAAACUCUGCCCUGAUGAUCCCAUCCGAAGCGUCCCGCUGGACCGGACGGGUGAGACCGACGCCGGCUUCUCCGCCGCUCGGAACAAAACCGAAGUCGGCGACGAGGACUGCGGAGCUUCUGAACCAACGAGCGACUUGGAUCCAGCCGGCAGCUCAGAAGCAGCGAGCGACGGCCGACAUCUCACCGAGUCAUCCUACACGGAAGACCGCGGCGACUGGGGAGAGGCGCCGGGACUUUGGAGACCAGAGGAGACGGAAGAAGAAGCUCCGGGACAAAAUUCAACUCUGGGCGGGAAGGCGCGCGUCUCCGCCCGAUCUGCCGCACACACCAGGCUCAGCCGGGACACGCCGUUCCAUUGCAGCGUCUGCGGCCAGAGCUUCACGCUGCGCAGUUGUUACUUUAAAUCUAAAGAGGAGAAGAAGACUUGGUAUUGGCACAGAUUUGUUUUACCUGAACUGGUCCUAGGUAGUACCGGCCUUGUCAGUACUACUCCAGUCCAGAUGGUGGUGGUAAUGCACCUGAAGCUGUAA